CACUACUCUUACUAGUCAGUUUCACUCAUGCGGUUUCAAUGCAGUAAAACAGCAGGAUAAACUCUAAAAUCUAAUUCCCUGUGAAUAAGUUUGAUUAUAUUUGCUGGUUAUUUCCUGUAGCGUUGCGUGGUUAAGUCAUAGACCGUUUACCUGUCAGGUAUUUUGUAUAACGCGUUUAUCUCAAUAGAAAGAUGUCAGCAAAGCGUUCAGCCACCACAGAGCUAAAUCAUGAAAACUGGGACCAAGAUGAUCCUGACGAACAUGAAGAAAUGGGCACCUUCAAACCUGCUUCUAAGGAAGCUAUUGAAAAGCGUGUGAUUAGGACGGCCAAGAGACGAAGUCAAAAUCCUUCAGAAGGGGCGAAACAGGGCGUCUUUAGCGGUUUUGGAGGCUUUAGCAAAGCACAACCAUCAUCAUUUGACUUCUUGGCCAAUUUGACGAACGGCAGCAAACCUGUGAAUGGCUCAACAUCAAAAACAGACACCGCUGUUUCAUCCAGUGGCUCAAAUAGCAGCUUACCAACCGGGAGUCCCAGUGGGGGCUUGUUCACCCUCCCAGUGUCAUCAUCUUCCAGUAAAACACUUUUCAGCCCCACUUCACAGUCAUCAUCAUUAUUUGGAGGCUCAGUGUCCGCCUCGUCAUCCAGCUUAUUCACUGCUUCAAAAGCAGAUUCAACUGUAGGAAACUUUUCUUUUAAACCACAAUCCACCAAGUCAAGUGACACACCUAAAACUGAAUCUGUGUCUGUAGUGUCAUCCACCAUGUUUGGGAUACCAGCCAACAAUACAGAAGCUAAAAAGUCUUUAUUUUCUACAGCGCCCAUAUCUUCACCAUUCAAGGCUCAAACAGUGUCAAGCCCAAAUAUUACAGCAAACUCCAGCAGCGCAUCGAACACUGAGAGCAAAAGUACAGAAGAUAAAUCAGAAGAAAGUGACAAAAAAAUGAGAUACUACACCAAACUCAAAGGGUUGAAUGAAUCUGUGUCUGACUGGAUUAAACAGCAUGUAGAGAAAACACCAUUGUGUAUACUGUCCCCAAUAUUUAAAGACUAUGAGAAACAUCUAAAAGAGAUACAAGAAGAAUAUCAGGGUUCCGAUUCUAGUGAUGUAACAAAGAAACAUUCCGAGACAAACUCAAAGACUGUAGACUCUAAAGCUGAACAGCCUGCUACAAAAUCUUCACCAUUUACUGGCUCUAGUUCUUUAUUUUCUAGUUCAAAUCUUCAGAAGGCAAACUCUACGUCCCCAUUUUCAACACAAAGCAGUCCUAACUCAUUUGGUGAAAAAGGAAUUAAUAUUGCUAGUAGUGCUUCGAGCCCACCAAAAUCACAAGGAUUUUCGUUUGGCAAUAAUAGCUCUCCUCAGAGCUCAAGUUUAAUGACAAACUCUACUACUACAACUCCAUUUUCAUUUGGAGCUGGAAAGCCAUUCAGCAUCAGUAACUUCAACGCGCCGAAAUCUACCGAAGAAGAGAAAAAUGAAGAUGCUGAUGAUGAGCCACCUAAAGUGGAGUACACACCUGUGGUUGAGAAAGACAGUGUCUAUGAGAAAAAAUGUAAAAUAUUCGUAAAAAAAGAUGGCAACUUUGCCGAUAGGGGUGUUGGUACGCUUUAUAUUAAGAAGAUUGAAGAAAGUGGAAAGUAUCAGUUGCUGGUGCGCGCUAACACUAACUUGGGCAAUGUGAUGCUGAAUUUAAUCUUAGCUUCUGCGAUUCCUACUCAGAGGAUGGGCAAGAACAAUGUAAUGAUGGUGUGCAUACCAACACCUGACACCAAACCGCCUCCAACUUCAGUACUAAUAAGAGUCAAAACUUCUGAAGAAGCUGAUGAACUUUUGGAAACUCUCAACAAAUACAAGAUGUAAACCAUAAUGAAACUCCCUACUCUUUUUGCAUACUAAUUAAGAGUACUUCCUAACGCCGUGUCUUGCGUGGGCGACGGUCGCGCGACCGUCGCCGUCGCGUCUCAUACUUCCAUAUCGAUAAGGUUUGAUUUCGUAUGCGUCGCAUCGCCGUCGCGCGACCAUCGCGCGCCCGUCGCCCACGCAAGCCACGGCGUAAAAGUUUUACUUAAGAACAUGCUUUUCUUAAAGAUUUAACAGUUCUGUAGAAAAAAACAGGAGGUAUUGCUAAUUAGUUGCUUUGGAGUUGGGAUGCGUCUUAGUGGGUUUAAAAUUUUAACUAUUUGAUAUGGUAAAUAUAAUGGUAAUGCUAUUAUAGUAUGAAAUGUAUGAAGUAUCCCAAAUGUCAUUGAAUGAACAUCAAAAAAAGGA
Leguminivora glycinivorella is the source of this 2270-nucleotide messenger RNA. RefSeq names its product nuclear pore complex protein Nup50 (gene Nup50). Bases 192 to 1862 code for a protein of 556 amino acids. Gene Ontology annotation, cellular component: nuclear pore. Lineage: Eukaryota; Metazoa; Arthropoda; Insecta; Lepidoptera; Tortricidae. Gene Ontology annotation, biological process: protein import into nucleus. The record is from RefSeq and is a predicted model, not a curated record. The transcript has 2 exons.